AUGCCCGUUGUGCCCGCGGAUGUUCAAGUAUCUCACGGAGCAUUUGAAAACCAUGCACGGCAUGACCGCCAAAGAAGCUGUGCAUCUGUCAAGGCAACAUCGCGCAGUGCAAGCUGGUGUUGUGCAAAAGCGAAAGCCGUUUCCCUGCCAUGUGGAGGGUUGCGACGUUCAUGCCGCUCGUGUGGCCCUUCAUUUGAGAAGGGUCCACAAGUUGAACAAAGAAGACCCCGAAUUCCGAAGGUUAGCUGGUUGAAAAAAAUUUUAUUUCCUGAAGUACAUCCCCCUAACCGAAAACAGUAACUCAUUCCUACCCCCAAAACACUCAUUCCUUCUACUCUUUUGUCAGGUACAACGAACAAGUGGCAAAUUCUAGAGCGCAAGAGAAGCACGCGGAACUGCUUGCAGCCAAAAAGGCACAGCGAAAAGAAAAAGGAAAAGUCAUCAAAGCAACGUUCUACUAGUACCCCCCCCCCCUGCUGACCCAUCAAUACAUGGGGAAGAUGUGAGCAAAUUGCAUGAACUGGAAUCCGAUUCCUCAGAAUCAGAGGACAUACCCACUACCCCGCUGGGCGUGAUGUUAGCUGAACCGAGAGCCCCAAAAGACGACCCCGACAAGGACACGUGUAAAGCUUUCGAGAGCCUCCCUGUCCUUCAAUUGUUUAAGCAUCAUUUGAAGGACUUUGAGGAGGGGCUCUCGAAAGGCUCAAGUGGCCAAAGAUCACACGAGGCGGGUGUGUCGACUUUUAUUCGAAAUCAAAAGUUAGCCAAGUGAGGUAAAACCUCUUUGGGACAGCAACAACAUUAACCUUCUCAAAAACAAUUUCUUCAAGGGCAAUGACUUACUGGGAGAAGAGGAGAAGCGACAGCCUACAACGCUAAAGGCGUAUAUAGGAUCACUGCGCCUCUUCUUCCAGUUUGUUAUUGCCCGGCAAGAAGAAAUUAGGAAGUUGGAAGACUUCAGCGAUGCAGAUCUGCGAUUAGUGAAUUCUGCUAUGGCCAGGUUGGAGACCUGGCCAAAGGCGUUGGCAGACGCCAUGAACAAACGCAAAGCAGAUAUCCGUCUGCGGGACGUUGAUGAAAAGCUGCAACCCGAGGACUACGAGGCCUUCUUUGACAGCCCAAGGGCUAAUGAAAUCAAGAGGAUGUUCUUAACCAUUCAAAACCAGGACGAUCCCAUAGUCAGCGUCAACGACUUUACGGCCAUGCGCGAUUAUUUGCUGCUGCGAGUUUUGGUCGCCAGCGGUGCGGGGCCGCAUCUAAUCUAACAAUAUUCGAAUACCAAAAUGGAACCGUAUCAGGCGCAGAGAACGUAUUUGUCACCCGAACCCUUCGCCACAAAACGGCGGCCGGAGGGCCGGCCAAAUUAUUUUGGGAUCAGGAAAUCAAGCCGUAUGCAGAUACGUAUCUAAACAAACUGCGUGGGAAAUACGAAACGGAGAGUUCCGUGGCACCAGCGGCGCUGGGAAUUCCCGCCCUGCCGUUAUUCUUCAUCUCCACCAAGGGCAAUCCGCUUGACGAGUCUCGAGCAAGUAAUCGCCUUGCGCAGAUGGGUAAGCAGGUGGCCCCUCAGCUAAAGGGGACACUGAAGAGUUCCCGUCUGCGCAAGGGCCUCGUUAGCUUGCAGCGAGGCGAGACCUCUGCUGCUGGGUCGAGGGCCCAGCUGGCCAAGCAGAUGGGCCAUUCUGUGGAAACGGCCGAGCGCUAUUACAACCUGCAAGAGGAACAAGCUGAUGCGAACGUCCACAGCGUCAUUGACAGGUUGACACACGGUAAUGUGCCACUAACUGACCCCCGACUAUCCCCUUUACCCGAGGAGGUCGAAGGUGGUCUACAUCAAGUCGGUGGAGAGGAAGUCGGGGGUGGAGAGGUAGUCCCCGACAGCGACUCCGACGAUGAUCUUUCAUUUCUGGAAAGAAAUGAAAUUAAAAGGGUGUUCGGGCACCUCCUCGAGCCAGACAGAAUGAUCCUUAAACCAAAGGUGCAAGUCAGAAAGUCUAAGAACAAUGUCAUUAAAGACUUGAAGACCAGCACCAUCAUCCGUUUUCUGGAAAUGGAGAAGGAGAAAGUCGUAAGACCAGACGUACCGAAGCUACAGAAAGAGAAAGCAGAUUUGGACCUGCCAGCCCCUACGAGCUCCACGAGAGACACUCGUUUAUUCACGCCUUUGGAGACUAAUUUAAUAAUGGCAGUUAUGAACACACUUGCACCGAAAGCCAGUGGCAAAGAAUGCCUUCGUGCUAUCAGCAAUGACGCGAAUUGA
This is a messenger RNA of Paramuricea clavata, 2260 nucleotides long. NCBI's taxonomy places the organism in Eukaryota, Metazoa, Cnidaria, Anthozoa, Malacalcyonacea, Plexauridae. The record is from the annotation of a GenBank genome assembly.